Molecule: messenger RNA, 2799 nt
Organism: Cyclocybe aegerita
Lineage: Eukaryota; Fungi; Basidiomycota; Agaricomycetes; Agaricales; Hemipholiotaceae
Source: the annotation of a GenBank genome assembly
AUGGGCUGGCAGGACUCUGACCCCUCAGAUGACGAGAACAAUCAACGAGACGAGUCACCACCUACUUCACGAAAGCGAAGUAGCCGGGCCUGCGAUCAAUGCCGCAAGACUAAAAGCAAAUGCGAGAGGGGAAACAGCGAAUCCAAGAAGUGUAAGAGCUGUGCUCUAGCAGGUACAGCCUGCACCUUCCUCGGUCCAAGCUAUAAGCGUGGCCCUCCGAAAGGCUAUAUUCAUGCUAUCGAGCAGCGGUGGCAUCAAGUCGAAGCGCUAUUGGGGGCAAUUCUUCAAUGCUCAGACGAAAGGGUUCAGGGCAUCGUUUCCGAGUUGCGACAGGAUGAUCUUGCUCGGGAGAUUCUAGGGCGAGUAGACUCGGGUCCUUAUGGCCCAUCUGGACGCAGAGCACAACCCGCGGACGCCACGAAAGAAGACUUCUUUGCCUCUAUCAUGAAAAGUAACGAGAAUGGCCAGGGUGACUCUUCCCGGGCAAGGAGGCAGUCUCGAGUGUCUCGGGAAAUCGUAUCCUCUAACCAAGAUCACGGUCUUUCCGUUGUACCAACGAAGGAGUGGCAGGAUAACCUCUCGAAACGAUUGGCUUUUGGUCAAAGCUCAAGUUCCGGGUCCAUAGAUGGAGAUGCUGUCCACGUUCCCCGACGCCGGCGGCUGAACGGCAGUAGCGACCAAACGCCAGCGGAGUGGAAUGCUCUCUAUACGAUAGAGCCUUCGUCAGACCCAGAUGACCUCAAGAGUGCUACUGAUGGUAUGGGCCAACUAUCAUUAGAUGAACACCAGGAGAUCCGUUUCCACGGACAAGCCAGUGGGUUGCAUAUUCUUGGGAGUCAGGACAGAAACGACGACCGAAUAGACGGUGGUGUCUGGCGACUACCAAUGGCCAGAGUAUGGCCUCCAUCUAAAUUCGGACUUAAGACAUAUCCUCUGGCGAACGUCGACGUCGAGCUCCCUCCACAAGAUGUGCAAGAUCAGCUCAUCAAGCAAUAUUUCACUUGGAUUCACCCAAUAUUCCCUGUCAUCCACAAGACACGAUUUUUGACAGAAUAUAAUGCCAGAAAAAAGAGCGAGGGUCGAGAAAUCAGUCCUAGUCUAAGUACAGCUUCGGUUUACUCCUCCCCGAGGCCAGAGCCCACACAGGAAGUUACUACUCUGUUACUCAUCUCUAUUUUCGCUAUCGCGGCACGGUUUACCGAUGAUGACCUAUCUCACCCCUCUGGUCCUGAGAGUAAUAUGUGGGAUGCGGGAUGCGAAUACGUCGAUGUCGCAUGGAAGCUUUUGCCCAAGGUUUUCCACAUCUCGCGUCCGUCGACAGUACAAGCCCUUCUUCUCCUGGGAUAUCGCGAGUUCGGGAUUGGCUCAAUGGAGCAAGGCUGGAUCUUUAUUGGCACCGGGAUUCGAAUGGCCUUUGAUCUAGGCCUAAACUGUGACUCGUCAAAAUGGAAGAUGCAUGGCCACGAUAUGUUCUCUCCAGAAGAGACCCAAGUUCGUCGACAAAUAUGGUGGGCUUGCAUUCUGACAGACCGCUACGGAUCGAUGUAUAUGGGUCGGCCCAUCAUGAUAAAAGACCAAGAUUUCGAGACACCAUUACCAACCGCUGAUAUCGUGGACGAUCGUCAACCUUGGCAGCCGACAUUGACUAAAGACGACAUUCCCUACGGAACUGUACCCACCAAAACUAUGAGCGCGUUCCGCGUGUCAGCGAAACUAGCCGUCAUUGUGGGCGCUGUGAUCACCCGCAUUUAUCCCAUUGCUCCUUCGUCGGGUGCUGCGAGACAUGCAGCGCUCGUGGAUCUCGAGAGCCAGCUUGAUCAAUGGUUCAUUGCUCUCCCAGAAGAGUUGCGAUAUGACGCCACUAGCAAACGUCCCCCGCCUCCCCCGCAGGUCUUAUAUGUGCAUGUGCGCUACUGGGGCGGAGUGCUGCUCCUCCAUCGCGCUUUCAUACCUAACUGGAAAGGUCAUGAAAUAAAGGAAGCCUUGCAGAAGUCAACUGUUGGGAUGCGAGCGUUUGAUCUGGCUCACGCAGCUGCCUGUCAUAUUGGCGCUUUGGUUACGGCUUGUCGUGAAACCUUCACCAUGCGGAGGAGUUCCCCGUUCCUCACAUCUUAUCUUCUGAGCGCGUCCGUCUUGCACAUUCUAGCCCUCAUCAUCAGACCCGACAACGUGGAGGCUAACUAUGGACUUCAGCAAAACAUGGUCUCCCUAAAGGAGAUGGCGGUUGUUUGGCCUAGUGCUGCUCGGGCUUGGGAACUCCUAAACGGCGUUCGUAUCCGGACCCACGCGCACCCAUCGCCCCCUCUUGCACCGCAAUAUGAAUAUCCGGACCGAAACAAAAGGGGAGCGCACGACGCGUUUGGAGAAGAGAAAGCAUCCGACUUUCUACAGCGCGAAGCAUUUGGUUCCCCUGCAACAUCUGGGGCUCCACAAACGACUCACGACAAUAAUCAUAAUCUCGAAGACCUGGGCGGUGUUCAUGAUAUAAGCACCCGACUGAUGGCUCACAUGCUUGGACUCGAAAUUCCCGGCGUCGAGCCAUCAACGUCGUACUAUCCUGGUUACGAAUGGUGGCCGAGAAUGAACCAGGGGACGCUGCAGCAACAUUUGGCCAACAACUCCCACCAUUUGACCUAUCCGUCUGGUACGGAUUUUAGUGCGGAUUUGCCGGUCCAAGCAAGCGCUACGCACCACACGACGGGGUCCAACAAUUGGAUGCCAAAUGCGCCUACUGCGGCCGGAGACUACGGUAUGAAUCAGUUGAACUAUCCAUACGAUUUCGGGCAUUAUGGAGUGUGA